AUGGACGGCGACUGGCAGGCUACUGGGAUCAGAAUGGCAACCACAUCUGAGGAUGUGAUUGCAAAAACUGAGGAGGAGGUGGCAAUGGAGAUUGAACCCCUAACCGGGCUUUCCUUUCCUGUUAAACUGGAUGAUGGGAAGCAGCUGACUUGUCUUGGUUUGAGGAAGAGGUCUAUGCUCGGCAUUGGCAUCAAGAUUUAUGGCUUUGGGAUGUAUGCAGACAAUGGGAAACUUAAAGAAGUUCUGAAGUCAAAGAUCGGGAAAGCCCCAGAAAAACCCACAGAAGAAAUGUAUCAGGUGGCGAUUGAUAGUGAUGUGGAGAUGACGGUGAGGCUGGUGAUUGUAUUUUUUAAAGUCACCAUGGGCAUGGUAAGAAAGAAUUUUGAUGAAGGUCUUGGAGCAUCCAUAAAGAAACUCGAUGGCGGGAAGAAGAAUGAUGAGCUAGCAACCAAGUAA
This is a messenger RNA of Pistacia vera, 456 nucleotides long. Its product is annotated as fatty-acid-binding protein 1-like. The coding region runs from base 1 to 456 and encodes 151 amino acids. The transcript has 3 exons. Gene Ontology annotation, molecular function: intramolecular lyase activity. The record is from RefSeq and is a predicted model, not a curated record. Lineage: Eukaryota; Viridiplantae; Streptophyta; Magnoliopsida; Sapindales; Anacardiaceae.